This is a messenger RNA of Pseudogymnoascus verrucosus, 1847 nucleotides long. RefSeq lists its product as uncharacterized. The transcript is spliced from 2 exons. Gene Ontology annotation, molecular function: hydrolase activity, hydrolyzing O-glycosyl compounds. The record is from RefSeq and is a predicted model, not a curated record. NCBI's taxonomy places the organism in Eukaryota, Fungi, Ascomycota, Leotiomycetes, Thelebolales, Thelebolaceae. The coding region runs from base 540 to 1730 and encodes 396 amino acids.
CAUAACCCAUGAAACCAUGCGGAGUUACCCCGCAUAUUGAAUACGGUCCCUGUUUCCCUCGUCGUAACUAAAACUCUCCUGGCUCGUUAUUCCAGGACAUUGGCGGCAGCGGCCGCUUGGGACCGGUUACAAACUACCAGAUUGGAGCGAUGGCACUGGAGGCUUGAUAUUUGACCGCCGCUUGCCAGGGUAGGCAAAUGUUUAAUAUACAGGGUCCCAUCUGACUGGCUCGUGGGCGACUCUAAGUACGUUCGACUAGAUCAGCUUCAUAUAUUUCACUAUAUCUCACAUCGCACUUCUAGAGACUUGACCUCAUUCCCACGACGGACGCCGAUCCUCCGGCGUCCGGUAGACACUGAGUGGGGGAUGUAAAUCGCCGAUUAUGUUCUCUGGAGUAAUAUAAUGAUAGCAUCGUAGGUAUUCUCAAAGAAUCUCGUCGCUGGCACUUUACUUCUACAGUCCUAAAGCGACCUCAAACGAUCAAAAGAUUGUCGUUCUUACCAUUCUCUUCAGCGAGCAGUUUCCAUUAAAGUCUCGCCAUGAAGCUCUCAGCGGCAACCGCUGCAGCUAUCCUUGCUGGCCUGUCAGUGGCAGUGCCAGCUGACUACGGCGUUUUCCCGAAAAACUCCAAUGCCCUCGUUUCCCGAGCAGCUAGUAACUCCAAGGUCGAUGGGUUGCUCUUCAACAUCGAUGGCGAAACCAAGUACUUCGCCGGCACAAACUCCUACUGGAUUGGCUUUCUCACCAACGAUGCUGAUAUUGACCUCGUGAUGGGUCACCUGCAAACUUCAGGCAUCAAAAUCCUCCGCGUCUGGGGUUUCAAUGAUGUCACGGCCGGCACCAACGAAGUAUGGUUCCAAUCCUUUGCCGGAUCUGAGCCCGUAAUCAACACUGGCGAGAACGGCCUGCAACGCUUGGAUUACGUGGUCAAGAGCGCUGAGACACACGGUAUCAAGCUCAUCAUCAACUUCGUCAAUAACUGGACCGACUACGGUGGAAUGGCAGCGUAUAACAAACACUACGGCAUCACCAAGCCAGCAGAUUGGUACACGAAUGUUGACGUACAGACGCAAUACAAGAAGUACAUUGAGGCUGUUGUCAGCCGCUACAAGACUUCCACUGCUGUCUUUGCUUGGGAGCUGGCGAACGAGCCGCGCUGCAAUGGCUGUGAUACUAGCGUUAUUUACGACUGGGCGACAACUACCAGUGCCUAUGUGAAGAGCUUGGACAGCGAGCACAUGGUCACACUUGGCGAUGAAGGUUUCAUGAACGGCGGCGGGGAUUCAAGCUACCCAUACACAACUGGUGAGGGCAUCGACUUUGCCCAGAAUCUGGACAUCAAGGACCUUGACUUCGGGACGUUCCAUCUAUACCCUGAUAGCUGGGGUGUUUCCACCGACUGGGGAUCCUCGUGGGUCACCGACCACGCCGCUGCGUGCGCUGCUGCCAACAAGCCGUGCCUGUUUGAGGAAUAUGGCUACCCAAACAACCACAUUGCCAUUGAGAGCCCUUGGCAAUCCGCAGCUCUAAACUCCGUAGGUGUGGCCGCCGACGCCUUCUGGCAGCUCGGUGAUACCAUCUCCACUGGCAAGACUCACGAUGACACAAACACCAUUUACUACGGCAGCGAUGAGUGGACCGCACUGGUCACCAACCAUAUUGCGGACAUUGACGCCAAGUACGGCGGCAGCAGCAACGGGACUGCGCCGAGCAACGGGAUCACCGCCUAGCCGUCUACCUCGGCGCUUACGCUGCCGGUAUAGGGGCAGUUGGAUAAGGAUGUAAAUAUGUUUGGAUGGUUCAUGUAUAUAUUUUUACAACGGUAUUUUUUUUGGACAUGGGGAGAG